Hevea brasiliensis (rubber tree) is the source of this 621-nucleotide messenger RNA. RefSeq lists its product as uncharacterized. The transcript has a single exon. The coding region runs from base 1 to 621 and encodes 206 amino acids. The record is from RefSeq and is a predicted model, not a curated record. Gene Ontology annotation, molecular function: nucleic acid binding; RNA-DNA hybrid ribonuclease activity. Lineage: Eukaryota; Viridiplantae; Streptophyta; Magnoliopsida; Malpighiales; Euphorbiaceae.
AUGGAUCCAACCAAGUAUGUCUUUGAAAGCCCAUUCAUACCAGGAAGGAUAACAAAGUGGCAACUCAUAUUAUCACAAUAUGACAUUAUCUAUAUGACAAGGAAAGCGGAAAAAAGGAGUGUGAUAGUGAAUCUUUUGGUAGAAAAUCCAAUCAAUGACUAUGAGGCUUUGGAUUUUGAAUUUCCAAAUAAACAUAUUAAUGUAAUAGAUGAAGAAACUGAGGGACAAGAUGACAUACGGCAAAUGUAUUUUAAUGGAGCAGUUAACCUCUCUAGUAAUAGAAUUGGGACAAUUCUAGUAUCCCCAGAUAGGAAACACUUUCUGAUAGUAGUUAAGUUGAGAUUUGAGUGCACUAAAAAUGUCACCGAAUAUGAUGCCUGUGUGAAUGGCUUGCAAGUUGCUAUUGAGAUGAAAGUAAAGAAAUUAAAAGUGUAUGGGGAUUCAGCUUUGAUAAUCUACCAAGUGAAAGGGGACUGGCAAACUAGAGACCUUAAGCUAAUCCCAUAUCAAAAAUAUCUCCUUGAGCAGAAUAAGAAAUUUGAUGAGAUCUCUUUUACUCAUUUGGGUUGUAACAAGAACCAAUUCGCAAAUGCUUUGGCCACAUUAGAAGUUAUGACUUGA